GGUGACUUCACCCACACAGCGCACCGCACAGGGCAGUAGCCUAGGCGAUGACCGUACCCAGCAAUUCAGCAGCAUUGCAUUUUACUGUACUUUUCAAUGUAGGAAUAAUGAAUAGCCUACAGAAGUUUGGAUAAUAAAUACAGAACUCUGACCGAUUGUUGACCUUGGCAUGGCGCGGUGACAUGGAAGGGACAAAAGCGCACAUCGCUGCAGGGGCUGGAACUGCUGCUGGUUCAGCCGUGAGAGAGACGGACACGACCGGGGGAAUCGCCGGCUUCGGAUAAUUAUGCUGCUGCUGCAACGACAACUGAAGGCACCCGUCAACCGAAGGCUGUCAUCAUUUUGUGUUUGUUUGUCACUGGACGUUGAGAAAUGUGGAAUGGCGCGUUCGGAAAUGGGUCAGGUUUGCGUAGUGGAGGGGGGGGCGGUGGCGGGUACGUGCCAGCGCAGGGCUGGGAAUUCGUUCCCUGCUCCCGGGUGGAAAGAGAACGAGAGAGGGGCAGGGGGAAGAGUCGCAGCCCGCUCAGGACCUUCUCCUCCCCGCCCACAGUCACUCAGUUCUACGAACAGUCUCAUUCUGGAACUGUUGGAACAUCACUGGAGCUUCCUCGGGGGCAAGUUCGGGCGCAUGAGCCAGGGACUCAUCACUCUCGCCUGAAAAAGAAAUUUGAGGGCUUAAAGAAACGCCACGGACAGGACAAGGAAGAAUGGAUACAAGAGAAGGAGAUACUUUUAAGACAAGUUGCUGAGAUACAAGGUGGGGAGAACAGAAGGAUUUUGUUGGAUCUGAAGACAGUAGUGGAGGAGGUGCAGCUAGAGGUGAAGAGAGAGGAGUCUAAGAGGAGUGAACUACAGCUGCAGUACACUAAGGACACAUGUGCAUGGGAACUGGAGAGAGCUGAGCUGAAAUGCAGAAUCGCACAGUUGGAGGCUAGAGGAGGUCCUGGCGUGGAGGUGGGGCUGAGAACUCAGAGUCCAGAGCCCAGGGAGAGUCCUCUACAGCAGGGGGACAGAGAGCAGCAGAGGAGGCUGCUGGUUGACACCCACACGGCCGCCAUGGACGUACGCUGCCGGCUGGAGCUCAGCGAGAAGGGCUGGGUCCAGGAGAAGUCUGAACUGCUGGAGAGAUUCAACUCUGAGAGGAAGGAGUGGGAGAGCCAGCUGAGAGACAUGCAGAGGAAGAUCGAGGAGCUGUACAACGAUGUGAAGGUGAGGCAUGAGGUAGCGGGGGAGAUGAGAGAACCUGUCGGAGAGAUUACAGAGGAAGUCACCCUGAGUGUCAGCGUAAAUUCCACCAGCACAGGAUCCAGCAUGCUUAGCGACCACUCGACCUCCGACCCCCAAAGCAGCAGUAGCCAAUCAGAGCCCACCAACCAACACAACUCUCACCCCCGUCGUCACGGCAACGAUGAACUCGCCGCCCACAGAAACCAGGUGGAUCAACGAGACCCCCGUAACUAUGAUGACUGUGUUGGUAACCAGGAAGUGGACGUGUCAGAACUGGAGGCCAUCCUGCGAGGGGUGAUGGGGCGGGGAUUUGACAGAGACUCUCCCUCUAAAGGGGGUAUGGUUAAUGUCCACCACGCCUCCCACGGUGGACCUAGUGUAGGACUAACCCACAACACAGAGAUGAACUACAGACCUCACAGUGGACCUAGUGUAGAACUAACCCACAACACAGAGAUGAACAACAGACCUCACAGUGGACCUAGUGUAGGACUAACCCACAACACAGAGGUGAGCUAUGGGACAUGGAGUGACAAGAAGAAGAAUACUACUGCCCUCAACGCCGCCCUGAAGGAGAUAGCCCGUGUGAGUGAGGAGCUGUGUAGCUACCAGGAUGAGAUCAGGAGGAAGUCAGGAGGGGACAAGAGGGGUCGAACCGAGUCCAUGUAUUUCCCCGAGGUGGACCAUGUUAAGACCAGAGAGAGAAUGGAGGACCCUGCCUUCAACCUGACCCAACUGGUGGCUGACCUCCGGGCCCUGGAAGAGGAGAACUGGCUGUCCAUCAGGAACGACCCCACCAGGGGCCCCAGUCACCUCAAGGACCCCACCACCAAGCCCCCUGAGAGGGAGAGAGAAGCACCUCUGCUCCCCCCUCUGCUGGUUCCUCCUCCUAUCCCUCCUCGGACAACAUCAUGGUACCUCGCCAGCCCCUCUCCUCCGGCUCACGACCACGAACUACAACAACUACAUGUCCCAGAAUCCCUCAGUGGCUCAGGCAGGAAGUGCCACAGCCCCUGUCUCCUGGUAGACAGGAAGUGCAGCAGCAGCCCAUCGAUAGUGAGGAAGUUCGAGGCGAUGCUGCAGGAGAAUGAGGGAAAAGUUCUGACGGAGGCAGGGUUUACCACCUGCGCUGUUCCCGCUAACUCCCACUGCAACGUGGGCUGCUGCCACAAUAGCUGGUCCUGCGACGGGAGCCGCUUCGGCAGCAGCAAGUCGUCCACCUACGUGCCUGUCCAGAAGAGCCUGUCUGAAGUCAACAUCGUGAGUGCUGCUGGGAGAGACUUUAGCCACGACUACAGGCCUGUUGACAACCCUAGAAGCCCUAAAAGCCCAGAGAGAGAGAGUCUUCUACAACCUGUAAAGAAAGGCUUAACAGUUUCAGACAUCUUUGUUGGCGUUAGCUUAGAGUUACCCCCUCCAGACUCCAACCCUCCAGGUCACAGUAGGAAUAAGAUGCUGGAACAGGCCACUGCUGAGUUUAACAGGACUCUCUUCCAGGCUGAGAUGGGUCGAGGGAUCGAGGACGAGGAGGACAGUUUUAUCUCAGCAGGUGUCUCUAAGGGGGACAUACCAGAUGGUACGGCGGUAUGUGGCGAGGUCACACACGGGGUCACCAGGGAGAUGAACUUUGACCUCCCGCCACGGCACACCCCAGAGGUCAGACAGAAGGAGGUGACCUGUGACAUCACAGCUCAGAGGUUGAGUUCAGAGGUCAAACUGAGCCAGGCCCUGCCCCCGUCUGACCUCCACCCAGGGGUCACCGUCAGGAUCUUUGACCCCCCUGCCACCUCUGACCUUUCACCCCAACACCCAAAAGUUACGUUUAGGAACAUGCCCUCUAACCCCGCCACACGCUGCCCAGAGGUCAAACACAAAGCUGGACCCCCCAACAGCCCAUCUAAGCCCAAACUACACAGGUCCCUCUCUAGUGAAUACAAUCAGCCUGCCCAGACUACACAGACGGCUCCAGGACCAGGGGUGAGUGCCAGUCCCAAGAGGGACAACAAGGCCCAAGGAGAGAGGCCUCAUUCAGUUAAGUCAUGCCCAGCACCCCAGCCUCCUACAAACCCCAGGCCAAGGCAGGUUGGGCAGCCUGGGGGUCACCAAACCACAACGCAGGGCACCCCUAAACCUGGAGCUGGGGGGCCAGGACUCCGUGUACCUGGUGUGAUGAGCGACCACCCCUGGAAGCCCCUGACCCUGGCUGCUUUACGGCCGGCCGAGUCCAGGUCUAAUUACGGCGCUGUGGAGAGGAUCCUGAAGAGCUAUGAGAACACUGCCUGGAGCCAGCGGUACCAGCACCAUGCCCAACCCACUGAGUCUAGCCCUAACCCUAACCCUGGACCCAGCCAUGGUCCUAACCCUAACCCUGGCUUCAGCCCCAGUCUCAGCCCUAACCCCAACCCCGGCCUCAACCUCCUGAUCCCCAGCCCUAGCCUCCUCCGGCCUACUCCCAGUCACAGCCCUGGUCCUAGCCCCAGACAGGAGGAGGAUCUCAAGGAUCUUCUGGAGGAGGUGAUGGAUUACAGGGAUCACCCAGGCCCUGCCUCUGGACACUCCCACCAAAGCCAGCUGACCAGCUCCCACAGAGAGACAAGGCUAACCAUGCAGGAGUGCAAAGAGUCUUCCAGCUCCUCAUCAGUUCAGAAGAUUUUCUCUCGUCCGGCCCGUCCAGCCAACCGCCGCCCCCCGUCUCGCUGGGCUAGUUGCUCCUCCACCUCCUCCUCCACCUCCUCCUCCACCUCCUCCACCCCUAUCAACCACCCCUCUUCCGGCUCCGCCCACAAACACACCUCAUUCUCCUACUCAGCCUAUCACACAGAGACAGUCAUCAUCUGACCCCCAGUUGACCCUGUGUCUGAACCAAUAAGAUGCCUUCGUUGCUUUACGUACUCUGACGGUCCUUUCUCAAUUCAUCCUUCCUUGAUUCCUUCACAUCGAAGGCCCGAGCCGAGGGACCUUGGACCCUGAUGAAUUGAGAUAGAACCUGACUCAAACCUGCCUCUUCCUCCAGCACCUCUGUACUUACCAAGACUGUUAUUUCUACUACCGACCAGACUAUCAAGAGCUUUAGCUGUGGACAAUGUUGAGUUAGUUCACCAGUCAUCUUUAGAAUGUAUCUCAUCAACCAGUGGAGGAGACAUUUUAAAUCUACUCUACAAUAGAUUCUACUAUAGAUUCUACUAUAGAUACUCCAGGAUCCCCAAUGCUGACUGUACCUCUGUGACUUAGUGUGUUGUGUCCCAAAGGGCACCCUAUUCCCUAUAUAGUGCACUACUUUUGACCAGAGCCUGGUAGUGCACUAUGUAGGGAAUAGGGUGCCAUUUGGGCCACAGUUAUACUCAACACCAUUCACUUUACAUACUCAUCUUUACGCUCUUCAAUUUACAUGUUGCAUAAUAAUUACAGUAUUACAGAAUAAUGUUUGUUAUUCUUUACCUUAUAAUAUCAUAUAUCAGAUGGAUUACAUAAACAGUCCUGUUUCUUAAUAUUUACCAAAGGUGUUGUCUACAACUUCUCUUCAGUAAUGACCGACAAGUUUCUAUGGUUUUAUUUGACUGUACAUCGCUGGCUGUUGUCAAGCGGGAUAGCUGGCUAGCUCCUGGCGUUAGUGCUCCCUGUUGUCAAGCGGGAUAGCUAGCUAGCUCCUGGCGUUAGCGCUCCAUGUUUUCAAGCCAGAUAGCUGGCUAGCUCCUGGCGUUAGCGCUCCAUGUUUUCAAGCCAGAUAGCUGGCUAGCUCCUGACGUUAGCGCUCCCUGUUGUCAAGCGGGAUAGCUGGCUAGCUCCUGGCGUUAGCGCUCCCUGUUGUCAAGCGGGAUAGCUGGCUAGCUCCUGGCGUUAGCGCUCCCUGUUGUCAAGCCAGAUAGCUGGCUAGCUCCUGGCGUUAGCGCUCCCUGUUGUCAAGCGGGAUAGCUGGCUAGCUGCUGGCGUUAGCGCUCCCUGUUGUCAAGUGGGAUAGCUGGCUAGCUCCUGGCGUUAGCGCUCCCUGUUGUCAAGCGGGAUAGCUGGCUAGCUCCUGGCGUUAGUGCUCCCUGUUUGUGGGGGGUAUGCUUAAAGGGGGCAAUCUGCAGUUCAAACAAAAAACAAUUGACUAAUAGCGGAUUGCCCCUUUUUAAAGUAUUUGUUUUGUUUUAACGCGAUGAAAAUGGACAACAACCCCUUUCUACUUGUAUUAACUGUAACCGAUGGGGAACUAUCUUCUCCUGUUGAGCAGCACCACAGUCUGUUGAAUCAAUGUGGCGGUGACCUCGUGUGAUGCCUUUGCUGUUCUUCAUUUUGUGUAAUAAAUGUAACUACAUAUUUA
Molecule: messenger RNA, 5530 nt
Organism: Coregonus clupeaformis (lake whitefish)
Lineage: Eukaryota; Metazoa; Chordata; Actinopteri; Salmoniformes; Salmonidae
Exons: 8
Coding region: 373-4065 (1230 amino acids)
Source: RefSeq, a predicted model, not a curated record